AUGUUGUCAAAUUCAAUAUACCGGGUCUUUUUGACCUUGUUGUCUCUGUGUCUGCUCAUCAAAGAGAUCCAUGCACAAUCAACAACGCCCUUUUCAAACUCAAGCAGCACUGGAGCCUCCACGACAUCGGCGCCAGCAUCAACAGGCACUCAACCAGACGUCUAUUUGAACGUGCCGACUCUUUCGGUUGGUCGGAUUGAGCUCGAUGUUGAUGACCUUCGAGCCGACAUCAACUUGAACGCACAAGUCGCAUCACUGGUCACAUUAAAUGCCGGCGUCGCUCUGUCGAUUCAACAAGUCAACCUCACAAUUUCAGAUGUCGAUGCCGAGUUGGAAUUGAUAGUCCGACUAGGCCAUUUGGUGGACAUCGUCAGUCGAGUAUUUGAGUCUCUUGACCUCAAUCCAUUGCUCAUAUCGACCAUCAACAAUGUCACUUCAUUGCUCGAACCGAUUGUGGGAGCGGUCGAUGGUCUCCUAGGCUCGAUCACACAAGGCGGCACCACUCUAUCAUUCCUCAUCGACAAUCUUGGGAACAUUGUGCAAGAGGUCGGAGGAGUCUCAACCAUUGUGGGCAACUAUCUCACCAACAUGACCGACACGGGUGUCAGCCAGACGCUAUCGGGUGGUCUCACGGAGAAGACGUAUUCCUAUACCCCACUCAAUGCUCUGGUUGAUAUUGUUUUCAAUGCAGCAGGCCAGGUGGUUCAAGCAUCGGUGCAGAAGUCAAGCGGAGGAAGUACAAGCACAACCACUUCGAUUGUUGUGAAUGAUAUCAACGUUCAAAUCGAAGAUGAUGAUGACAUCGCCGACGCUGUCAGACGAGAUAUGCAAAGUGCCGUCGAGAACUGCAACUCUGUGUUGACAGACUUGAACGCGCUCCUUGAUUCACGUACUGAGCUCACUUCAAAGCCUGGGCCAGCACGGAAAGUGCAUCAGCGUGUUUGGAAACGCCUCAAGUGGGAUUCUGGUGAGGUCAAUAAGCUCAGAUCACGCCUCAGCUUAGCAGUCCAACUGCUGGAAUCCGUACGCCGACGUGUGGACAGGCCGACGGCUGCACAUGAUAAUGAGGAAGUUCUACGUGUCGCUAACUGGCUAGCGUCUGCAACAUAUCUCGAGCAGCAGAACGACUAUUUCAGCAAGGUCCAUCCUGGAACCGGACAAUGGCUACUUACUCACUCAUCGUAUCUCGCCUGGCGCAAUGGUAGCAUUCCGACGUUAGUGCUUCCUGGUAUUCCUGGAGCUGGGAAGACGUUCCUCGCAUCAGUCCUGGUCAAUGACUUGCAGAAACACGUCUCCGAAGGUGACAAUGCCGCGCUUGCAUUCUUCUACAGCAACUUCAGAAGGACCGAUUCUCAGUCCGCAGUCCAGAUUAUCAGCAGCAUAAUACGACAGCUCUUUCUCCAUCAGCCGCAGAGAAUGGAUGCUGUCAAGAGUAUGUACAAGGCACAUCACGACCGGCUGCCAGCGACAAAGCCUAGCCUUGAGGAGCUGGCGCUUACGAGUGAGAAGGCGUUGUCAACCUUCUCAAAGGUCUCCUUCGUGAUUGAUGCCCUGGAUGAGUGCAACGGACCUGAUGAAGCCUACAGGAAGCCAUGGCAGUAUCUUCUCACUCUACUAUUCCGGCUGCAAGAAGAGUGGAGGCCAAGAGUCUCCCUUCAGAUCCUGGUAACCUUUCGACCGAUUCUCGAAAUUGACAACUUUUUCCCAAGAUGCGAACGCCUAGCUAUCCAUGCCAGCGAAGAUGAUCUAGCGGUGUACUGUGGCGCGAUAAUACCCAAGAUCUCGUGUAUCGCUCGAAAGGCUGAGAUGCACUCACGAAUAAGUCGGGCAAUCUGCAAAAGUGCGCAGGGAAUGUUUCUGCUUGCGAAAUUACACUGUGAUAAUCUGGCAGCGAAGACCAAACCUAAGGACGUAUUGCAAGCACUUGAAAAAUUUGCCCAAGGCGGUGACGCUCUUAUCAAUGCCUAUGAAGACACCAUGCAGAGGAUACGACGCCAGUCUGAAGACUACACAGAACUGGCUCGAAAAGUCCUAAUAUGUAUUACUUUCAGUGCCAGGCCAUUGUCACUUAACGAACUACGUCACGCCAUAGCGGUCGACGAAGGUACAAAGGAGCUUGACCCAGAAGAUGACCUGGACGACCCAGACGCAUUGAUUAGCUCUUGCGCUGGUCUGGUGACGAUUGAUCCCGAGAGCAAGACCGUACGUUUAGUCCACUACACGACCCAAAAGUUUCUGGAAUCUUUACAAAACGGAUUUCUUUCCGGCUCUCACUACUUUCUCGCAUCUUGCUGCCUGAAUUAUCUACUUCUGAAUACCUUUGCCGAAGGUCAUACAAAUUGGGCGCGGCCUAUGCACGAAGAACAACCAAGGAUGUACACACAACAACCAAGCCCGUACGUACAACGCAUUGGACGAUUCCCUUUCCUCGAGUAUUCCGCCCAGUUUUGGGCUCGGCAUAUGGCACUGGCGCCUACCGACACGUAUUUAAGGCUUCGGGCUUUCACAUUCCUUGACCAUUUUGGUCAUGUCGCGAGCGCCCUCGAAGCCCUGCAUGAAAGAGGCCCCCUUUUCGACCAUAGCUAUUCUCCAGUCCACUUGCUCGCAGCCAUGGGUUCAGAUCAGAUGCUGGAAGACUAUACUAAUCGUGGCUACCCGUCUGAUGGAAUGCAAAAUGACAGAAUCGCAUGCCAGAAGUGCAAACAUCGGACAUCGAAACAUGUGGAUGAACUGAAAGCAAGUCAGUUAUCCUGGAAAGAAGCAAUCACGAGUUUGAAAGACCAUCAUGGUCGGACCCCAUUAGCAACCGCUGCAGGAGCCGGUCAUCCAUCAACCGUAGCGUUAUUGCUCAACUUCAAUAAAGCACUGAUCAAUGAGAGAGACGGCUAUGGCAGGACUCCGCUGUAUCAUGCACUAUAUUGUCAUUAUGAUGGUGCACUGUCUCAUGAUCAUGAAGCAAUCGCGCUGCGGUUACUUGGCGAGCCGGCCAUCCUCGGGCCUUGGUAUGGAGACUUAUAUCUUUGCGGUUGUCUACCUGUUGCUGCUGGGGGAGGCAGUGAAGCUGUUGUUGACAAAAUGUUACAACUUGCCGUGGACACGGGCGCGGGCUGGGUCGACGCCACAGCGUUGCCAUCUUCCCCUGUGCGAAGCAAGGCUGUACGUGAUGCUCUAGAGUCUGCGGCAGGCGGGGGCCACCUGGGAAUGGUGAAGAAACUGUGGAGAUAUAGCUGUGACGAGCAGCUCCACUUUCCUGCCGCGGCAGGCGAAAAAGCACUUCGUGCGGCGGUGAAAGAAGGCAGACUCGAAAUUGUCCAAUACCUGAUGGAUCAAAAAUAUAUUCGGGUAGAUGGCACGGACUGCGACGGGAUGUCAGUCUUGCACCACGCCGCCAGCGAAGAAAACGUACACAUUUUCGACUACAACUUGAAAAAAGUUCGGAACAUAGAUAUUGAUCUGGCGGGCAAGCGAACCGCACUUUCAUAUGCCGCUGAGAUAGGGCACUUGCAGGUUGCACAGAUCCUGGUGUCUGGGUAUAACGCGAACGUCGAUUUUGCACAUCGGGAAGGCAUGACAUCCAUCAUGCACACUGCGCGGUAUUCGCAGCUUGAUAUGCUGGCCUUCCUUGCGCCUUUGGUGUCUGACCUCAAUAGCACGGAUGCCAUGGGUGGCACAGUCGUGCAUCACCUAGUGGCGUGGGCCGACAUAUGGAGCCAUAAUGUUGAGGAGUUCAGGUCUUCGUUGGAAUGCUUGGUCAAGCAUGGCGCCGCGCUGGACGUAAAGGACAAUACUGGCCGUACACCAUAUGAGCGAGUCUGUGAUCGGGAAAAGCAAGCAUCUAAAUGCGGUGAAAAUAUUGACAAUUUCCAGCCGCUCAAGGAAGUCAUGGAACAGAUGCUUUGCAACCCAACUGUUCCCUGA
This is a messenger RNA of Exophiala xenobiotica, 3918 nucleotides long. RefSeq lists its product as uncharacterized. Gene Ontology annotation, molecular function: protein binding. Lineage: Eukaryota; Fungi; Ascomycota; Eurotiomycetes; Chaetothyriales; Herpotrichiellaceae. The record is from RefSeq and is a predicted model, not a curated record. The transcript has 4 exons. Bases 1 to 3918 code for a protein of 1305 amino acids.